AGCCCCCUCUUCUGAGACAAGCCGAGCGAUCAAAAAGGCUCCUCCUUUUCAGCUGCUUCCCGCUUCAGUUCAAGUUCACGAUCACACCGUGGUUCGACUUCAAUCCGUCUCGUAUCAGCUUGAAGUCCAUUCAAUCUCAGCUCGAAAUCGCCUGCGAAUUCAUGGAUUCUUUUGAUGCCGAAAGCUCAACGAAGGCCUCUGCUAAACACGAUGGGGUGGACAGCCAUUUGGGCAAAUGCCAGAAAAUAAAGCCUCUGCAAGUUAGUGUCCGGGAAGACCGGCCUUUGGAUUUUUGGCGUAUAGUAUAUGAGGGCAUUGUUGCUGGAGGUACUGCUGGUGUUGUUGUUGAAGCGGCACUUUACCCAAUCGACACCAUCAAAACUAGACUUCAGGCAGCUCAUGGUGGCGGAAAAAUCGUAUUGAAGGGCCUGUACUCUGGCCUGGCUGGAAAUCUUGCUGGUGUUUUACCGGCUUCUGCAAUAUUUAUUGGUGUCUAUGAACCAACGAAACAGAAAUUGCUAAGGGCCUUUCCGGAUAACUUAAGUGCGUUUGCUCAUUUGACUGCAGGUGCUCUUGGAGGGCUUGCUUCUUCUCUUGUUCGUGUGCCCACUGAGGUGGUUAAACAAAUAAUGCAAACUCGGGAAUUUGCUUCUGCCCCUAGUGCUGUCCGUGUCAUUAUUGCCAGAGAGGGUUUUAAGGGCCUUUACGCAGGAUAUGGGUCCUUUUUAUUGCGAGAUUUGCCAUUUGACGCUAUGCAGUUUUGCAUUUAUGAGCAACUUCGCAUAGGCUACAGGCUUGUGGCCAAGAGAGAAUUGAAAGAUCAUGAAAAUGCUAUCAUUGGUGCUUUUGCUGGUGCGAUUACUGGAGCCAUAACAACUCCUCUUGAUGUGAUUAAAACUAGAUUAAUGGUUCAGGGAGCAACAAAACAAUAUAGAAGUAUUUCCCACUGUGUCAAGAACAUUGUCCAAGAAGAAGGACCUGCUGCUCUUAUGAAGGGAAUGGGACCAAGGGUACUCUGGAUCGGUAUUGGAGGUUCAAUAUUCUUCGGUAUACUUGAAAGAACAAAGCAGAUACUAGCUGAUAGGCACUCUUAAGUCUCAAUAGUCAUCUUUGUUUGUAUUUUAUGAUCCUUGCAACGCGAGACUAGUUUUGGAAGUUCAGGCCAUCGAUUUUCACACGUGUAGUUUAUGUACAAUCAGUCAUAUAGUCGAUGUGACUGAUCGUGUUGAGAGAAGGUGACGGCCAUUUCCUUUUUGAGCUGGGCGAUAUCAAUAAGCAUUCAGUAGCUUUUUUGGUUAUGGAGAUCUAAAUAUCAGCACUAGAUUAUUUUCCUUCAUGUACUUUUGAAAGUUUUAAAUGCAAAUGCACGUCCGUCCA
Molecule: messenger RNA, 1377 nt
Organism: Rhodamnia argentea
Lineage: Eukaryota; Viridiplantae; Streptophyta; Magnoliopsida; Myrtales; Myrtaceae
Product: S-adenosylmethionine carrier 1, chloroplastic/mitochondrial-like
Exons: 12
Coding region: 162-1094 (310 amino acids)
Biological process (GO): transmembrane transport
Cellular component (GO): mitochondrial inner membrane
Molecular function (GO): S-adenosyl-L-methionine transmembrane transporter activity
Source: RefSeq, a predicted model, not a curated record